Molecule: messenger RNA, 5007 nt
Organism: Knipowitschia caucasica
Lineage: Eukaryota; Metazoa; Chordata; Actinopteri; Gobiiformes; Gobiidae
Source: the annotation of a GenBank genome assembly
AUGAGUCUGUACGGCUCUCAGAAAGCUCUCAGCAUGAAUCGAAGGGUCAGCUCCAAAGGUGAACUCAGCGGCGGGGGGACCUACUACGCCCGCAGUGAGGUGCCAGUCGGGGGCAGUGGCUAUGACCCGUACAUGGAGGGCUACAACUCCUACAGCUACAGCUCCAAGGCCUCCAUGGGGGGCGGCAUCAGUCCCAGCAGUCUCAAUGCCAUCCACCAAAAAGCCAUGAUCCUCCAGGGCAACUGCCAAGAAUACCUGAAGAAAGCUGAAUACGCCCUUCAAACUGGUAACUCUGGAGAUGCCGAGGGUUUAAUGGGAAUGGCCAAAGAGACAAUCGAGCAGCUGAAGAACUGUGCUUUGGACCUGAGGCAGAUGGGUCAGCCCAACGAUAACGUCGUGAGAACUGUGGAGAUCUGUAAGGAUCAGCUGAAGGGGGUCCACAUCGCUCUGACCGGAUCCAUGCGCAGACGGAAGAGCAACAGGGCUCCCAGCACCUCUGGAGCAGCGGCAAUGGGAGGAGCGUGGGACGAGCCGCCGCGGAGCUACCAGGAUGCUAUGGCCUGGAUCGCACAGCACAAGCGUCUAAUUGAAACUGCUUCUUGGGGAGAUGACCCGACAACCAUCGAACAGCAGCUAAUCAGCCACCAAAAGUUUCACAGCUCCAUCCAGAGAAGCCAAGAGGUGGACAAGGCCAGAGACGAACUCAUGAAAAAGGGCGACCGAGCUUUCCUUCAUGCACUUGAACAAGAGUGGGACAGUCUGCAGCAAAUGUCUUUUACGCGGGUCCAGCAGUUGAGAGACCUGCUGCAGAUCAUCCAGGACAUUUCCAAAGAGAUCAUGUGGGUGAACGACAGAGAAGAAGAGGAGCUGAUUUUUGACUGGGGAGACAGAAACAUUGACCAGUACAUCCCCAAGAAACAAGAGAGCUACUCGAAACUGAUGAGUGCACUUGAGGAGAAGGAGAAGGAGCUGAAUAAACUUAAAACAAAAGGCGACACCCUUCUUAAAAACAAUCAUCCAGCGUCUGACAAGAUUCAGGCUUACAGAGACACACUACAAACUCAGUGGAGUUGGCUUCUUCAAAUUACUAAGUGUAUUGACUUUCACUUGAAAGAAAAUGGAACAUAUAACCAGUUCUUUAAAGAAGCCAAUGAGACGUAUACAUCUCUGCAAAAGGAGCAUGAGACGGUGCGAAAGAAGUUUACCUGCGACAAAGAUACCCCUUUGGAGAAUCUGCUAGAUCUUCUGAAAGGCCUGGAGAGGGAACGAGAAAAAAUCAAGGACCAUAAAAGGCAAGUCCAGCAUUUGGUGAUCAAGUCAAAGAGCAUCGUGAGACUGAAACCCCGAAGUCCAGAGGAGCCAAAAAGCAGCAACCCCGUCAUUGUGAAAGCCCUUUGUGACUUUAAACAGGACCAGAAGGUGAUCUUGAAGGACAAUGAGGCCAUUCUAAAAGACAACAGUCAGCGCAGUAAAUGGCAGGUGACAGGACCUGGAGGACUGGACAUGAUGGUGCCAUCUGUGUGCCUCAUCAUCCCACCACCCAACCCCAUCAGCAUCAGCCUCGCCAAUAAGAAUGAACAGUACUAUGAAGCCAUCUUAUCCGUCUGGAAUCAACUGUACAUCAAUGUCAAAAGCCUUGUCGCUUGGCAGUACUGUCUACUGGAUAUACAACAAAUCAACUCACUUACCAUAACCAUGCUGGCAAAGAUGCGUCCUGAGGAGUACCGGAAGAUCAUCAAGAGCCUGGAGACUCACUAUGAGGAGUUCAAAGUCAGCUCUCAGGGCUCGCAGCUGUUUGCAGACGAAGACAAGAGAAGCAUCGAAGCACAGUUCAAUGUUGCCCAGGCCCAUUAUGACAAACUGGUGGUGGAGCUGCCGACAUAUGUUGCACAAGAGCAAUCAGAGGUGUACCAGGUGGUUGAACAGCAGCAACAGCCACAACAACUACACCAGCUAACAAUGCAAGCACAGCCACAACAUAUUUUCAUUAUCCAGCAGCAGCAAACACAAGACGAAGCUUACAGACUGGAGCAAAUACAAAGACAUGAAGAGGCUCAAAGACUGGAGGAAGCCCAUCAGAUGGAAGAGGCUCGAAGGUUGGAAGAGGCUCGAAGGUUGGAAGAGGCUCGAAGGUUGGAAGAGGCCCGGAGGUUAGAGGAGGCUUGGAGGUUGGAGGAGGCUCGGAGACUGGAAGAGGCACGUAGAGCGGAAGAGGAAGCACGACGUCUUAAAGAAGAGGAGAGACGCAGAGCUGAGCUGAGGAAACUCUCAGAGAAGAAAGUAGAAGUGAAGAAGGAAACUGUGAGAGUAACCAAAGCGGAGCCGAUCAAGAGAAAGGUGAUCCACUCGUCGUCAUCCUCCUCCUCGUCCACAUCCUUCCUCAGUCUGUCUGAGCUCCAGGCGCUUCGAAUGCGGCUGGAGGCUGCAGAAGGCACACUGAGUCAGCAGAUUCAUAUCUGUCUGGGAGAUGAAGGACUGCAGGAUUGUAGCCUGAAAAUCCAACAAUUAGAGAUGGUGCAGCGUGACGUGGACUUGAUGAGGGAGGUGUAUCUGAACUUAAGGGAGCGCAUCAUGAAGGAGCUGGACGGCAUGAGCGAUUCAGACAAAGCUCAAUUCCUUCGCACUGAAAUUGGAGUCAUCAACCAACGACUAGCCGGUUUGGAAAGCAGUUCAUCUGCCUAUCUGCAGCGGCUAAGGGCUCUAAGAGACAUGCUGGAGAGUGUUGCUCGUACAGAGGACAUAGUGAAAGUUCAUGAGGCCAGAUUAACAGAAAAGGAGACAACUUCCCUAACACCUCGUGAGGUGGAAGCUUAUAUUUCAACACUUAAGAAUAUUAAAGUAGAACUUGAACAUAAAAGGGACAUAGUUUCCUCAAUGGAGGCAGAACUGGCUAAAGCAACACAUUGGAGCGGCCAGGUGAGCGGCCCAUACCACAGAUGUGACAUGAUGGUGUCCAAAUACACAGACCAAGUCACGCAGCUGUCUGAGCGAUGGAGGCGCAUCCAAGCACAGAUCGACACCAGACACCAGGAUCUAAAGCUCUACCUUCCUACACUUAAAAACUAUCAAGAAACAAGCACAUCACUGCUGGAUUGGAUUGACACAACACGAAAGAAACAAGAUACACUUCAAGCAACCAAACCCAGCAACGUCGAAUCACUGAGAGAGCUCAUCACCAACCAGAAGGCUCUUAACUCGGAAAUCAUUGCAAAGAGGGGAGAAGUAGACAGUGUUCUUAAGGACAAUGAAGCUUGUGUCACCUCAAUAAAAGAUUAUGAAACGGACCUCACAGCUUACAGUUCCGGUUUAGAAACAAUACUGAAUGUCCCUAUCAAAAGAACAAUGCUGCGGUCACCAACAACGGAUCUGAAUCUGGAGGCUACUCAAUUACAGACCCGCUACAUGGAGCUACUUACUGUCUCCAGUGACUAUUACAAGUUUUUAGGAGAACUGCUUAAAAAUAUGGAAGAGCUCAAGAUUCGGAAUACAAGGAUUGAGUUGAUGGAAGAAGAACUGCGCUUGCUGCGUGGAGAAAUAAAAGACCACGCUGCAAAAAACAAGUCACUGGAAGAUGCACUGAACCAGUAUCAGCGGGAGAUGUCUCAGUCUAAAAAUGAGCUACUGUCAAUGGAAGAGGUUAAGCGCAACACAGCCUUACAGUUUAGUGCCACUAAGGAAAACUUGGAUAGCACUCAGAGCCAACUUGUUGAUCUGAAUGAGCAACUGUCACGUGUGAAAUAUCUGCUAGAGGAAGAAAAGAGGAAGCGUAGAUUAGCGGAGGAGCGUUACACCCAGCAGGACGAAGAAUAUGACACGGCUCUGAAAAAAAGGCAAAAAGAGCUGGAGACAGUAAGUUGGUCCAAAAUGGAGGUGGAGAAAAGCGUUUCCAGCAAAGAUCGUGAGAUUGAAAGACUGAGACGACAACUCGAUGAGGAUUCUCUACGGAUCAAAGAGCUUCAAAGAGAUAUGUCAAAGAUGGCUGAAAAGGAGAGGGAUCGUAUACAGGCUCUAGAAGAAGAGCUCAGACUCAUCAAAUUGAAGCAUGAAGCAGAGAUUCAAGAUAAGCAAACUGUCAUUAAGUCAACCAGGGUCCCUGAGCAAAAGCAGGCCAGAGAACCAUCCACACCCAUGUUGGUUUUUGAAGGUGUCCGUAAACCAUGCUAUGAGCUAACAGAUGCCAUCAUGUCUGACGACCUUCAGAGGAACUUUCGAUCGGCCUAUUAUGAGAAAGUUGGCUUUAGGGGAGUGGAGGAGAAGAAGUCUUUAGAAAUCUUACUCAAAGACGACCCCCUUGAUUUGGAAAAGUUGAGCACAUUUAGCCAAAGAUUUCCAAUCCCGUCCAUGUACAGAAUCCAUGUUUGGAAAGUAUUACUAGGUAUCCUACCACCACAUAGUGAUUCUCAUGCAUUAGUUGCGGGUUAUAGGAAGGAACAAUACCAAGAUAUUCUGGAGGCUUUGGAGUUAGAGAGCCAAGUGCUACCUAGAUGCUCGGAGAUCUCCCCACCGGAUGAGGAGAAUGAAGAUUUCUUGUCCAUAAGCCGGGCCAUGGAUGAGAUUGUUGAUGAUCCUGUCGACUGCUACUGGCUCAUUAAAUGUUUUGUUAAUCAAUUCCACAUGAAGUUUGGAGACUCUCUACCCCACUUGCCAAAAAGCCUUGAACAUUAUUUGAGUCAAGAAGAGCCUCGGCUUCUCAACCAUUUCAAGCAAACUGGAGCAAUAGCACAGCUGCCUUAUAAUCUGUGGUUCCGGUGCUGUUUUGCUGGAUGCCUUCCUGAGUCUAGUCUCCAAAGGGUGUGGGACAAGGUGAUAAGUGGCUCCUGUAAAAUACUUGUAUUUGUAGCUUUAGAGAUACUUUUGAGCAACAAAAUUGUGUUAAUGAGUCUGAACCGACCGGAAGGAGUGGUCAAGUUCUUGAGCAAUAUUCCACAGGAGAACACUGAUGCGAUUGUGGCCAAAGCCAUUGACCUGUGGCACAAGUACUGUGGCACACCAAUGCACAACACUUAG